Rhizophagus irregularis DAOM 181602=DAOM 197198 is the source of this 304-nucleotide messenger RNA. Lineage: Eukaryota; Fungi; Glomeromycota; Glomeromycetes; Glomerales; Glomeraceae. The record is from RefSeq and is a predicted model, not a curated record.
AUGUAUUCGUUGAAUUCUUUUGUUCUUUGGUUGUUGAAAUGUCUUAGGCAUAUCAUGAUUAUUCCUCUAAUAAAGCAGCCUAAUAUUUCGUCUUCUGAACCCAAAAAUUGUGCUAUCUCUUUGUCAUUAUCGGUUAUUUCCAUUCCCGCGUUUUGUAUUAUUGCUCUGCGCUCUUCUUCGCUUUUUUUUGCGUAUCCUUCCAGAGCUACGAAGUCUUCUCUUGAUGGUGUUAUACCCAUAUUUCUAAUAAAUUUUAUUUUACUGCGGAUUAUUAUGAAAAUCGAUUUAUGCAGGAGAGUGUUUU